Vitis vinifera (wine grape) is the source of this 1764-nucleotide messenger RNA. Its product is annotated as GDSL esterase/lipase At5g03610. The transcript is spliced from 5 exons. The coding region runs from base 595 to 1671 and encodes 358 amino acids. Lineage: Eukaryota; Viridiplantae; Streptophyta; Magnoliopsida; Vitales; Vitaceae. Gene Ontology annotation, molecular function: hydrolase activity, acting on ester bonds. The record is from RefSeq and is a predicted model, not a curated record.
AACGUAGGCUGCCAAAGAAAGCUCGCCAAUGACAAUUUGGGAAGGCUCAAUUCCUCAACCCCGCCCUUCAUGAGGCUAAGUCACCAGCCCUUACCCUCAAAAAGUGCUUGCCCGCCACCCUUCAUGACUCAUACCUUCGUUUAUCUUCAUUAACUUCAUCCCACGUGGACGUGGUGGUGCAUACAAAAAUCAUAGUAAAUUCCGAAGGCGGCACCCAUUUCUCGAUUGUUCCGCUGGCAUUUAUUUAUUUACUAGUAACCCAAAUCGAAGGCCAGGUCAAUUUUCAUGUACACGGAAUCAAUGGUCAAUAUUGAAUUGGAGAAACAGAAGAUUGGGGAUUAGUGCAACACAAGCAUAGAAAGUGGAUCUUAUUCAAUACCGGUCUAAUGCCACGUGUACAUGCCAGCUCAUUUGGGUCGGUCAGAAGCCAAACACGUGGUUAUAUGGGCGGUGAGAGUAAUGGGGUAACCUGCGGGUGGUCUGAUCAGUGAUGCAGCCAUUAUAAAUAUCUAUAGAAAAUCUCGGUCAUCAUCCAUUAUCUUCACAGUCGUCUCCAUCUUUAUCCAUCCGUUGCAGCGAGGAAGACUUGGCUUUAUGGAGGGAAAGAUCAUCUUCUACCUUUGUUUUUUGAUCUGUUUUCUACUCACAGGAAAUGCAGGGGUGAAGGGUUCAUCACAUCACCACCAUCACUCUCACCGUCACCUCUUUGGUUUUCGUCCAUUAAAGCUCUUCGUUUUCGGGGACUCGUAUGCUGAUACAGGGAACAUUGGCAAGACGGCAGCCAAUUCUUGGAAAGUUCCCUACGGAAUCACCUUUCCCGGCAAGCCGGCCGGCCGUUUCUCCGAUGGUCGUGUCUUGACUGACUACCUAGCUAGAUUCGUCGGAAUCAAGUCGCCAAUACCAUACAGAUGGAGGAAUCUCGGCGCAAAACACUUGCGAUAUGGGAUGAACUUUGCUUUUGGAGGGACGGGUGUGUUUGAUACGUUGGUCGCAUUGCCAAACAUGACGACCCAGAUCGAUUUUCUCCAAGAGCUCCUCAGCAACAAGGUCUACACUUGGCCGGAUCUUCAGUCGUCAGUAGCCCUCGUCAGCAUCGCCGGCAACGACUACGGUGCUUACUUGGCCAGAGGUGGCUCUUCUCAGACAUUGCAGUCUUUCAUUCUUCUGGUGGUGGAUCAACUAGUGGUGAACUUGAAGCGCCUUCAUGGCAUGGGAAUGAAAAAGGUUGCAGUGACAUCUCUUGAGCCACUGGGGUGUCUCCCACAGACCACAGUGUCAUCUUCUUUCCAAGAAUGCAAUGGAACCCAGAACACGGCUGUCACCUUCCACAACCUCUUGUUGUCCCAAGCUGUGACCAAGUUGAACAAUGAAACCAAGGACUCCCCUUUUGUCAUUCUCGACCUUUACGCCUCUUUCAUGUCCGUCUUCGAAAACAAAGCUGAUCAUUUAGGGAGUUCCAAGUUCGAGAAUCCAUUGAAGCCAUGUUGCAUGGGUAUAAGCAGUGAAUACUCGUGCGGGAGUGUGGACGAGAGUGGGGCGAAGAAGUAUACAAUAUGCGACGACCCUGAAUCUGCGUUCUUUUGGGACACCGUCCACCCUACGCAACAGGGAUGGAAUGCUGUUUAUUCUGCUUUACAAGGCACCCUUCAACAACUUCACAGUCUUUACUAGACUACUACUUACCCCAAAAUUUGUGAUCAUUUAGAUUUUACUUUCUAUCUUUGUAUUUGUUUGUCCAGUAACGCAAUUUCAUAGAUUACGCUC